CUCUCUCCAAUCACUGGGAAAGGUGAUGUUUUUGGCAUCAAGGGGGCGAAGAUCAACAUUGUUUUGUGUUGUGCUGUUAAAAUGCAACCUGUGCAGUCUCCUACCAAAACCCCCUCUUCAUCUCGGUUAAUUAACCUCAUAAAAGUUUUAUCUUUGAUAUUGAUUGUUUACUUGUUCGUCUUACUGUUCAUACUAUCUACUUCCAAGUAUUCGUCUCUAUACUCGCCCUUGCAAGAGUUAUCCACUCCGACGAAGCUCGAACAUAUUGUGUUCGGCAUCUUCACAAGUCAAGAUUCGUGGCCUAAGAGCAAGGAGUAUGUCAAGCUCUGGUGGAACUCGAGCACUAUGCGAGGCUGCGCCUUUCUUGACAGACUGCCUCCAAAUGCUGAUUCCUACAAGGACACUUCUUCUCUUCCUCCUUUGUGUGUAUCCGAAGAUACAUCGCAAUUCCGGUACACUCAUGGAGCACAGCAUAGGUUUCAGAUCCGUAUAGCCCGCAUGGUCCUAGAAGCUGUGGCCCGUAACCAUUCUAACGUUCGAUGGUACGUCUUUGGGGACGACAACACCAUUUUUAUAACAGAGAAUUUAGUGAAGACUCUUUCGAAGUACGACCAUAGGCUAUGGCACUAUAUCGGGGCUAACUCGGAAAAUCUCGAGCAGAACAGAGAAUUCGGAUAUAAGAUGGCAUUUUUAGGAGCUGGUUUUGCCAUAAGUUCACCGCUUGCCAAGGUCUUGGCAAUAGUAAUCGACUCAUGUAUAGAUCGGUAUGCUCAUCUCUAUGGGGGCGACGCUCGGGUCUUUGCUUGCUUGGCAGAGCUUGGAAUUGGGAUGAUUCAUGAGCCAGGUUUCCAUCAGUUCGACAUCCGUGGCAAUGCGCUUGGUCUACUGACCGCGCAUCCAGUGACACCUUUAGUUUCCAUCCACAGUCUAGAGCAAAUAGACCCACUCUUCCCCGGAAUGAACACCCUCCCUGCCCUGCAACAUUUCUUCAGAGCAGCAAACACUGACCCACAGAGAGUUCUGCAACAAACGGUUUGCUACGACAGGUGGUUCUCGUGGACCAUCUCAGUAUCCUGGGGAUACGCCAUCCAAGUGUUCCCGAACCACGUGUACUUGCCCGAUGCGAUCAAAGUGGUGGAGACUUUCCGGCAUUGGAGAAGGGGAAAUCCAUUCACGGAAGCGUACGUUUUCAACACUAGGGAACUGCAUCCGGAUCAGUGCGCCAGACCCACGAUCUUCUUUUUCGAGAAGAUAUCCAAGAGCAAGGGCAGGAUUAAGACCACUUACAAGAGAUCGUAUGUGAAUUGUUCGUACGAUAGUGGUUCCCCGAGGAAAAUUAAGGAGAUCAGAGUAUACGCACACAAAAUGGACCUCACUAAGAAGCAGUUGCAGGCGCCGAGACGGCAAUGCUGCAGUGUGUUGCCUUCCUCAAAUAACAAAGCGCUGGACGUUGCCAUCAGAGAAUGCAAAGAAGAAGAGUUGAUCUAUCUGCACCUUUAGCUGUCUCAGAUAUGACUAAUUUCCUUUCUGCCUCUGCUUCCAAAGUUUGAGCGUCUGUUUUCUGUGUUUCGGAUUUGUAUUCAAUCAAAGGUUUGAAUCAUAAACUAGUAUAUACUAUA
Syzygium oleosum is the source of this 1619-nucleotide messenger RNA. RefSeq lists its product as uncharacterized. Bases 82 to 1500 code for a protein of 472 amino acids. The record is from RefSeq and is a predicted model, not a curated record. Lineage: Eukaryota; Viridiplantae; Streptophyta; Magnoliopsida; Myrtales; Myrtaceae. Gene Ontology annotation, molecular function: acetylglucosaminyltransferase activity. The transcript is spliced from 3 exons.